Striga hermonthica is the source of this 690-nucleotide messenger RNA. Lineage: Eukaryota; Viridiplantae; Streptophyta; Magnoliopsida; Lamiales; Orobanchaceae. The record is from the annotation of a GenBank genome assembly.
AUGGCGUUGGAGAGAGAAGGUGGGCGUGGGGCUAACCAGUUGAGGCCGAUAGACUGUACGCGUAACAUUCUCAGCCGCGCCCAUGGCUCUGCUAGCUGUUCUCAUGGGGAGACGAGGGUGCUUGCUGCUGUUUUCGGACCUAAAGCUGGGACAAAGAAGAACGAGAACCCGGAGAAAGCUUGCAUUGAAGUCAUUUGGAAGGCCAAAACUGGACAGUCGGGGAAACCUGAGAAGGAGCUUGAGAUGGUACUCAAGAGAACAUUGCAAAAUAUAUGCCUUCUCAACGUUCAUCCAAACACCACAACAUCAAUUAUAGUUCAGGUUGUCCAUGAUGAUGGCUCUCUUCUGCCAUGUGCUAUACAUGCUGCUUGUGCUGCUCUUGUAGAUGCUGGAAUCCCUUUGAAAUACCUUGCAGUCGCCAUAUCCUGUUGCAUAGCAGAAAAUGGACAGAUUAUAUUAGACCCUAGCAAGCUAGAAGAGCAGAAAAUGAAAGCGUUUGUGUGCUUAGCUUUCCCUGGUUCAGCUCGAUCCGUUGUACAUGAAGGGUCAGCGAAUGGAAUUAUCACAUCUGUUACGCGUGGUGUAAUGGCAGUGGAUGAUUAUUUACAGUGCAUAGAACAAGGACGAUCAGCAAUUACACCGCUGUCAAAUAUUCUUAAGAAGAAAUUGCAAUCACAAGCAACUGAGUGA